This is a messenger RNA of Capsella rubella, 1845 nucleotides long. Its product is annotated as low-temperature-induced 65 kDa protein. The record is from RefSeq and is a predicted model, not a curated record. The coding region runs from base 36 to 1757 and encodes 573 amino acids. Lineage: Eukaryota; Viridiplantae; Streptophyta; Magnoliopsida; Brassicales; Brassicaceae. Gene Ontology annotation, biological process: response to stress; response to abscisic acid. The transcript is spliced from 5 exons.
AAAGGAAAAGAACAGAAUCAAAGCCAGCAAAGAUUAUGGAUUCACAAGCGCAGUUGCAACGUUCUCAUGCUCAUCAUCAAGCAGAGGAGCCGAUUAAAAUUCACCAUCCAGAGAAAGGAGAGCAUCAUGAGAAAGGACCAUCGAAAGUUCUAAAGAAAGUGAAGGAAAAAGCAAAGAAGAUCAAGAACGUUCUUACAAAACAUGGACAUAGUCAUGAGCAUGAUUGUGGAGAGCACAUCCCCGACGAUCAUGAUCUAGACCAGGAAGACGAUGGAGAUAACUACGGAGACCAACAAAUCCACGGCGGUGCACCAGCACGAGGAAAGGCUCACAAUCCGGUGAAGGAUGAGAUAGUCCCUCCAGGCACAAAAGCUUUUCCAGUUUUGUCCUCUUCACAUACGAAACACACUGAGCCAAUAAGAGGAGUUGGGCACGAAGCACUAUCUCAUCCUGUAAAACACUCCGGCGUACCUAAAAAAGAAGAAAUCAGAGGAACAUCUACUUUGACGCCGCAUAACACACCCGUCUCUCUGCUCUCUGCCACAGAAGAUGUGACGAGAACUUUUGUACCUGGCGAAGACAAGUCUCGAGACCAACGUAGAGUUAACAUCGAGCGACCAAGAGGACUUGAGCAAAAUCCAGCUGCCCCGGGAUCUCAUGGUGGGAUGUCGAAUUAUCAGUCCAAAGUCACUGAUCCUACCGGAAAACCUUCUGGAGAAACUGGAGCAGCAACAACCGUCUCAGCUCUUGGAAGGUUAGGGUUAGGAACUGACUUGGGGAAGAAGAGCCAUGGGUUUGAUAUGAAAUCGGGACCUGAAAUGGAGAAGCACUCACCGACCACCGGAAACUAUGGAUCUAGAUUGCGGAAAGAGUCUCCGGAGAGGAGUGGUGAACUUGAUUUGGGAAAAGAUUUGCCGACGAGAACUCAAGGUGUAAGGAACCCCGAGGGUUUUGAUUCGAAAGCUGAGGGGAGAGGAGAUGAGAUGCAGCAGUCGAAUCAGAGCAGUUACACCGAUAAGAUCGCGUUAGCUACUUCAGUCGUAGCUGACAAAGCUGUAGCUGCUAAGAACGCCGUCGCUUCGAAGCUGGGUUACUCUGGUGAAGGCGGCGAGGGACAUGAGAGUCGUGUAAAAGGAGACGAGACUCUUAGCUCCGGCGGUGGAUAUGGGAGUACGGUCGCAGGUAUGGUGACUCCAGUUUACGAGAAGGUGAAAGAGACCGGAGCUAGUGUAAUGACGAAAUUGCCAUUCUCCGGGACCGCUGGAACUGGUACGGAAACGGGACAAGAUAAGGGCGUGUCGGCUAAAGAAUAUCUGACAGAAAAAUUAAGUCCGGGAGAAGAAGACAAGGUUUUGUCAGAGGUGGUCACUGAAAAGCUUCAUCUUGGAGGAGGCGGCGACACGGCGCCGGCGAAGAAAGGGAUAGUGACACAAUCGGAGGAGGUAGAGAAAAGGCUAGGAGGAUUUAAAGAUCCGAGCUCGGAAGCAGCAAUGAAACACGGCGAAGCUUAUGCGGAAGAAGGCCAAGGAGGGAUGGCGGAGAAGCUGACUGGAGCUGUAACUUCUUGGCUCGCUGGAACGACGGAGGAAGUGACGCAAAAGUCUACAGAGUCUGUUCAAGACUCUUCACAGUCACUUGGCUCCACCGUUGGGAAAAAAAUGGGAAUUUCGGGUUCUGGAGGAGAUGAGGCAGGCCAACGAGGCGGCAAUGGUGGUUCAGUGCCUUUGCAGAGGAGAUUUCAACAUUCUGAAAACUGAGAUUUGCUUCUUUUUAAAAACGUAUGGGUUUGUAAUGGUUUCCAUCUUAAUGUGUUUUGUGGUUCGAUCCCUGGUUUAUUUUGAUGUA